CCGCAGCGCUCAGUCCACGCCGAGACGCGGCCGCGCGAGCACCAUGGCGCCCACCACCACAGUCACAACCACCGUCGCCAACAAUGAUGAGGACCCCUUCCCGUACAUGCGGCCCAGCGCGCUCGGCAAGUGGGAGUCUUUCAAGCUCGAGAUCUGGAACCCGUCCACCAAGCAGUUCCUCGGCAGGACCGCCAAAAGUUGGGGUGGUAUCGUACUGUUUUACCUGAUCUUCUAUGCUGCACUGGCAGCAUUUUUUGCGGUCUGCAUGCAGGGACUCCUUUACUGCCUAGAUGAUCACUCACCAAAAUGGCAAGGCAGCCAGUCUCUAAUUGGAACCAAUCCAGGAAUGGGCUUCAGACCAAUGUCAAGGGACAUUGAACAAGCUGGCUCACUUAUCUGGUACACAGCCAACAAUCAGACUGAUGUAGAUUAUUGGGUAGAAAUUCUAAAUGAAUUCAGUGCACCUUACUACAAUGAAACUUUGAAGCAGACACUAAUGCACUGUGACUAUGAUCGUCCUAUUAUGGAUAAAAAAGGCUGCAUUGUGGAUACCAGUACAUGGGGAGACUGUAGACCUGAAAUGGGAUACAGCUACAAUCGUUCACGUCCAUGUUUCUUCAUUAAACUUAAUAAGAUAUAUGGCUGGGCACCAGAAUUUUACAAAUAUGAUUAUGAACUUCCGGAGCAGAUGCCAAAUGACUUGAAACAACACAUAAAAAAUAUUAACAAGACUGACCCAAAGCAGUUAAAUACAAUAUGGGUAUCAUGUAGAGGUGAAAAUCCAGCAGAUGUGGAAACCAUUGGGCCCGUUAAAUAUGUGAGUGGCUAUGGAUUGCCUGGGUAUUAUUUUCCCUUUAAAAACCAGGAGAACUAUCUUACCCCUGUUAUUGCAAUCCAGCUUACAAAUGCAACAAAACAUGUGUUGAUUAAUGUUGAAUGCAGAGCUUGGGCAAAGAAUAUCAUUUACUCUAAAGUGAAAGGUGAACGAGAAGGUUCAAUGCAUUUAGAACUAAUGAUGGACUAGCACCGUCUCCAGUACGGCUAUAGCAAGUUUGUGCCUAUUUUCUGCAGUUUUUGGUCCACUGAGAAGAUAUGUGCCAUUGUUUUCUGUAGUGGCAGAAGUCAAAACAAAUCUGCCAUGAAGAUAUAAUGAGGACUGCUUUAUCUGUGCUUUAACAAUAGAUAUUUCUGUGAGAGUAAUCAAGUUAGAAGUGUUGAAAAGUGCAUUUUUAGUGGGGAAAAUCAAAAACUCAUGAAUGAACCUGAUAUAUUGAUUUUUUUUUUUUUGUCACUUUGAUGCACAAGGAAUUCCAGUCAGAAGAGAAUUAAAAUUAUAUUUAUACUGAGUAUAUCAUAAUUUUUUCGCUUCUGUGUUUUAACUGUUCACAUGUUUGUGAAAAUAAUUAACAGAUUUAAACAUGAUUUGAGAAGCUAUUUAAAUGAAACACAAAUGUUUGGAAAUCAGCAGUACAAAUUUGUGGCUACUAUUGAGGACUGCACAAAAUUGUCAGGGGCAGGUCCGUGUGAGAAAAAAUAUGUUUGUGUGAUAUUUAAGAAAAAAAGUAGAUGAUAAUUUAAUACAUAGACACUUAUUGCCUUUUAUUUGCAUGCUAAGUGUAUAUAUUUGAAAUAUAUUAUAAAACUGUGAAGUAAAUAAUU
Schistocerca nitens (vagrant locust) is the source of this 1659-nucleotide messenger RNA. RefSeq names its product sodium/potassium-transporting ATPase subunit beta-2-like. The record is from RefSeq and is a predicted model, not a curated record. The transcript has 7 exons. Bases 44 to 1024 code for a protein of 326 amino acids. Gene Ontology annotation, cellular component: sodium:potassium-exchanging ATPase complex. Gene Ontology annotation, biological process: intracellular sodium ion homeostasis; potassium ion import across plasma membrane; sodium ion export across plasma membrane. Lineage: Eukaryota; Metazoa; Arthropoda; Insecta; Orthoptera; Acrididae. Gene Ontology annotation, molecular function: ATPase activator activity.